CGGAGCACACACAUCUCUCAUCAAUGGCUGGACUGGCCCGCUCCGUGCGCCUCUUCGCGCGGAGCAGCUCGUCGAACGCUGCGCUGGCGGCGCCGCCGCACCUCGCCAAGGCGGCCUCCGUCCGGCGGCGCCUCGAGGAGCAGGUGCUCGCGUCGCAGCUUGGCGGCGGCGAGCAGCGGAUCGCGUCGCAGCACAACCGCGGCAAGCUGACGGCGCGCGAGCGACUGGAGCUGUUCCUCGACCCGGGCAGCUUCCGCGAGUACGACGCGCUCAAGGCGCACCGCUGCAUCGACUUUGGCAUGCAGGAGCAGGUGCCGCCGGGCGACGGCGUCGUGACGGGCCACGGCCUCGUCGACGGCCGGCGGGUGUUUGUAUUUUCGCAGGACUUCACAGUGUUCGGCGGGUCGCUGUCGGAGUCGCACGCGGAGAAGAUCUGCAAGGUCAUGGACCAGGCGAUGCUCGUCGGCGCGCCCGUCAUCGGGCUCAACGACUCUGGCGGCGCGCGGAUCCAAGAAGGGAUCGCGUCGCUCGCCGGGUACGCCGAGGUCUUCCAGCGGAACGUGGAGGCGUCGGGGGUGGUGCCGCAGCUCUCGGUAAUCAUGGGGCCGUGCGCGGGCGGCGCCGUCUACUCGCCCGCCAUGACCGACUUCACGAUGAUGGUUGACCACACGUCGUACAUGUUUGUGACGGGCCCCGAGGUUGUCAAGACAGUCACCAACGAGGUCAUCACGGCGGAGGAGCUGGGCGGCUCGCGCACGCACACGCGCACGUCGGGCGUGGCGCACCUCUCCGCCGCCAACGACCUCGAGGCCAUGUCCGCUCUCCGCCGUCUGGUCGGCUUCCUCCCCUCCUCCAACCGCGAGCCUCCGCCGGUUCGCGAGACGGAGGACUCGCGCGCGCGCAAAGACUCGGCGCUCGACCGGAUUGUCCCCGAGGAUCCCAACGUGCCGUACGACAUGGGCGCGCUGGUGCGGCGCGUGCUCGAUGACCGCGAGCUGCUCGAGGUCUCGCCCAGCUACGCGAAGAACAUCAUCACCGGCUUUGGGCGGAUGGAGGGGGCGACGGUCGGCAUCGUCGCGAACCAGCCGCAGGAGCUGGCGGGCUGCCUCGACAUCGACGCCUCGGCCAAGGCUGCCCGCUUCGUCCGCUUCUGCGACUGCUUCAACAUCCCGCUCCUCACAUUCGUCGACGUGCCCGGCUUCCUGCCCGGCCGCGCUCAGGAGCACGGCGGCAUCAUCCGGCACGGCGCGAAGCUCCUCUUCGCGUACGCCGAGGCGACGGUGCCCAAGGUGACGGUCAUCACGCGCAAGGCGUACGGCGGCGCGUACGACGUCAUGUCCUCAAAGCACCUGCGCGCCGACGUCAACUACGCGUGGCCGUCGGCCGAGGUUGCCGUGAUGGGCGCCAAGGGCGCGGUCGAGAUCAUCUUUCGCGGCAAGAACGUCGAGGAGGAGACCCUGCGGUACGAGGCCAAGUUUGCGAACCCGCUCGUCGCCGCGCAGCGCGGCUUCGUCGACGCGGUCAUCUCGCCGAGCGAGACGCGCACCCGCAUCUGCGAGGACCUCGAGCUGCUCCGCGACAAGCAGGUGCAGCGGCCGUGGAAGAAGCACUCCAACAUCCCGCUCUGAGGCGACCGCCCGGAGCGCCGAGCCGGUGGGGGGGGCAGAGGUGGCGGAGGCGGGCCGCCGUGGGUCGGUCGCAGCGUCGUGGCGUGCCAGGCGAGAGGGCCCCGCCGCGCGCUGGCUCGCUCUGAGGCGAGCUGGACGCCAGCCAGCGUGCGUGCGCGCACGCGAGAGGCCGAGACGGCGAACCCUCCGCCGACGCCAUAGGUGUGACGAGAUAGACGUGCGUUUCCACGCUACCGCGGCGCGCGCAGUGGCGUGUCCCCUUGUCGCUUGUGUUUUCAUGUGUGGUGCGCGCGUUGUGAGCGCGUCUAUUUCGUCAACGAUCAG
Emiliania huxleyi CCMP1516 is the source of this 1952-nucleotide messenger RNA. RefSeq lists its product as hypothetical. The record is from RefSeq and is a predicted model, not a curated record. Lineage: Eukaryota; Haptophyta; Isochrysidales; Noelaerhabdaceae. Gene Ontology annotation, biological process: fatty acid biosynthetic process. Gene Ontology annotation, cellular component: mitochondrion; acetyl-CoA carboxylase complex. Gene Ontology annotation, molecular function: acetyl-CoA carboxylase activity; propionyl-CoA carboxylase activity. The transcript has 6 exons. Bases 24 to 1628 code for a protein of 534 amino acids.